Messenger RNA from Ixodes scapularis (black-legged tick), 3940 nucleotides. RefSeq lists its product as uncharacterized. NCBI's taxonomy places the organism in Eukaryota, Metazoa, Arthropoda, Arachnida, Ixodida, Ixodidae. The record is from RefSeq and is a predicted model, not a curated record. The transcript has 8 exons. Gene Ontology annotation, cellular component: nucleus; plasma membrane. The coding region runs from base 247 to 3405 and encodes 1052 amino acids. Gene Ontology annotation, biological process: signal transduction.
AAUCAUACGAUGCCUACGCAAAUUUGAAUGUCGCGUGAGUGGGCGCGCCGAGCGGCCGAGCGCUGAUAUAGAUCGUAAUUCGUGAAACUAAACAAAAAAUAUUGAAUUUAUUAACUUUUCAGAUGUUCUGUGCCAAAGCAUGACGUCAAAGUGCAGCGUGAGACCGCUCAUUUUGAGGCACUGGCCAUCGGCAAUGAAGAUGUCCGAGUAUUUCUCCGAUUGAACGACCAUUUUCCACUUCAGAGAAUGGAAAACCAGAAAACUCCCGUUGCAAAGAAGCUACCAUCGUGGCUGCGAUCUUUCCGGACAUCUAAGAACGCUGCACCAAAAAACGACGAAAAUUUUGCAAAGCCAGCUAUCGCCCAGACCAAGGGAUUUCUUCGUUCAUAUCGCAAAAGCUUAGGAUUCAAAAAGAAUGCAGAUGCCGAAGAGGCCCAAGCUGGGGAUCUUGAUGUCGACAACUUUGCCAGGGGAUCACUCAUGUCUAUACGCAAACUUUGGGCGGCCGAAGCAACGGGAAAAACUUUCCACACAAGAGCCAGCACAGAGGGCGUAUCUAAGAAACCAUGUGCAAAGCCUCACACAUCUGGCAGUCCGAGCAAAAUUCCAAUUUCAGCACAGAUGCAGGUUCAACACAAGACGCAUCGCCGUUCCUUUCAUCAGUCCUGGUGUCCAUCAAACAAGGAGAACUGCGUCCCUUCCUCCACAGUCUUCGGGCAGACGACAGACGGCCGGAACUACAGUUCAGCCGGCAGCUCGGAUGGAAACCUGGCAUCGGAGAUAGUGCUGAGUGCAGCGAGACAUGCCAAGAACAGGAGGAGUUCCUGCAACUUCAAGGAGCAAGAAGUCUGGAAAGCAGCAGUGAAUAACGUCGGCCUCCCACGCACAUCAACAGAAACUGGACAGCUGCCGAAGUUGGUCGACGACAGGGUACGGAACACACCGAUGUCUCUUGUGAACGACAGUGCAAAUAUUACGGACAAGGUCACCAAUGGUGAGGCAGUGCAGAGCUGGGUCUUGCACCAUAACCCAGUAAGUACCACGACAGAGGUGCAGCCUUCUGGGAGGUUUGCCUCACAGUCACUCCUAGAUUGCGCAACUACCAUUCCGAAGUCUCUCUACUUUCCACCUGUGAUUCCACCAAGAACUUACCUUGCCAAGUUGGCACAUGCUAAAGCUCACUUGGCAAGGACUGGAACGAUCGAGCCUCGUGCGAAGGAGAGAACCCAGAAAGCUCUCCCCGCUGGAGUCAGGAUAGCCCCUUGCAAGCAGAAGCGAGUGAAUGUAGCUGGUACUUUCUUCCCGCCUUCCCUUUCCGAAAAGCCAAACUGCAAUUUGGCAGAUGUACACUUGCCGAAUUGCAGCAGGAUUGCAACUGCCCAGUGCAUGUCGAGGGUUCCUUCGAAUCCCCAAAUCAGCAAGCGACUAACGUCAUCUCGUGGACAGCACAAUCCAGCCUAUGGCAUUGCUAGCCAUAAUAGAACAUCAAGACAUGAGAAAGCUGGCUGUGGCAUAGAGUCUGAUGCAAUGGCAGAUGAUGAAAUUAGUGUUAUGAACUGCAGCUGCCAACAGUGCUUGCAACGAUUCAGCAACAUUAGGUGGCAGCCCCAAGCCAGGAGAGGGAACCUUGGAAGAAACAUCCAAGCCGCUUCAAAGCCCGAUUGCAUCUCGCCGGUCGCUGACAAGACAAAGCAUUUGGACAAUCCUGGAAACCACUGUCAAUGUUGCCACUGCAAAAACUUGGCUGGCAUCUCCAAGACAACCACCACAGAGCGUGCUACACCUCCGAUAUGCAAGCAGCCGAUCACAAAAAAGCCCGCUGCUGCCAAAAGCAUUUUGAACAGGCAGGAUGAAAUCAGCAGAGUUGUAGAAGAGGCUGUAAAAGCUAGCAUUGAGAAGCUCUUGUCAAUGAAUUCCAUUUCACUCAGCAGGUCUAGAUCCGUUGAGUCACUUCAAGAACCUUCCCCAACGAAAAAAAAAUUGGGGGCAUCACCUUUGAAGUACAUACUCUUGUCAUCCUGUCGAACUGGGGCUGGUGACUUACUAGCGGACUUGACUACAGAAACAAAGACAGAGAGUGGCAUUGUCAUGUCUCCGCAGUCAUCCUCCACGGAGGAAGCCUCCGCUGAAAGGAUAAGCUUCCGUAAUGGCCUUUCAGGGCUAGACAGUAGUGCAAUAGUGCAACCGUCAAGGUUGGAGCUCGAGCGUACAGCAUCACUUCCCUCUCUGGUCGAAAGCUGCAGCCCUUCAACAAGUCAGGUCUCAACAGCAUACAUCAAGCUCGUAAAACGAGUGAAAAAAGUGGGGGAUAAAGAAGAGGCUGGUUCACAGAAGAUGCAGGUAAAAGAAGAUCAAGAUGAGAGGCGCACUUCACCCGCAGACACACACAGCACAUGUAGCAGCUCAACAACUGGAGAGUGUUGGCAUACUGCUGAGAGCCUCGUGGGAGAAGACUCUUGCAGCCAAACAGAAGGAAUGACUUGUAACCUAGAUGAAGAUGGUCCAAGUCUUGGGACACUCAAAGAAGGAUUCCAGCAUUCUGCAGAUUGUCUCAAAGUAGGCCUAGGGAUAGCAUACGAAGUUUCACAAAAUGACACAAGUGUUUCCUCAGAAAAUGUUUUACCCAAGGCGAAACCAGAAAUGAGUGCCUCUUGUGCCAGCAUGGGCAGUUUGCUGAGCCGCCGUUCUCCUGAUGGAUGGGAGAGAACUCCUCCGACUGAUCAGUCAGCCGAGGCCGAAGAUGAGCCGUCUGAACUCAACCCUCAGGGCGCAGAAAACUGUGAAGAUCCCUGCUGCUCGGACGAUACCGGUACAAGUGAUGAUGAGGAUGACCAGCGUAUUCUAGAGGAGGUAAUCAGGAAGGGCAUGGGCAUGACUCCUCCCAUCAAGCUUCCCGUGAAGUUGCCAAGACCCGUGAAAAUGCCACGAAAGUUCAAGCCAGCUGAAUUCUUUGGUGGCAAAGCCAAGCUGAAACUCUCUGCCUACACAAACAGUGGACACCUUACCAUUCACAUAAUCCGUGCACUGAAACUGAGGACUUCUCAUGGAGCAUCUGUAAAUGCAUAUGUGAAGGUUGCGCUCCAGCCAGACUAUGCGAGACGUGCCCACUGGAGGACUCCGGUCGUCAAGAGCUGCCGAAAUCCGGAAUUUGACCACAAAUUCUCUUUUGAGCUGAUGGCAGAAGACGCUGACAAACGUCUCUUCAUAACAGUGUGGCACAGGGACACGGAUAACAAGCGCAGUGAACUCCUGGGAAGCAUGUCGUUUGCCAUGAGCAAGAUUUCAGACUGUACACAGUAUGCCAAAGGCUGGUACAGGCUGCUGAGGCAAGACCUCGGGAUGAGGAAGCACUUUGCAGCCCGAUGUGGGAAAAAGAAGGACGGUGAACGAGCUCCAUCCGCUUGAAGCUGCUUUACUUGACCUUUUUGCUAGAGGACCUAGUGGUAGAAUGCCCCUACCUUUGAACCUGUUGGUGCAUGUUCCUGUUGAGCUGACUCAAAUUACUGCAUUUUCAAAGCCAGCUUGAUGGUUUGUCUUACCCAUAGCUUUUCAUCAGACUUUCCCAUUUCCUGGGCCUGCGGCAGCGCACGCAAGUACUUUCAGCGUUGUUGUUCAUUCUCAGGGUAUCUUGUAAAGUUCAAAUGUUUGCAUAUAGAUGCAUUGUUUUGUUGACUUUUGGUUGUUGACUUUCACACGAAUGUCUUCUGUACAAUUUGUACCAUUUUUAAGUGUUGCUAUUAUAGUCAGUUUUUGUCUUGUUAGGCUUUACAGGCUUCUGGUCCUUACUUGAAUUAUAUAACUUGUUUAACAUUGUUGAUGCAGAGCUCUGAAUGCAAUGUAUGCUGUAGAUUGCAUGAUGGUAAAACUAAUCCACCAAACUGCAGAACAUUUUUUAUUUUUUUAUAAAAUAGCAAUAAAAAAAAAGAGUGGCUCAUGUACA